AUGCGCGUAGGCGAACGCAUUGCCAGGGAACUAAUAAGGGCCGAAGACGUAACGCCCAAAAGCAGCGUGAUAACGCCAACAACACGGCAUAUAAGAGGCUCAGACGGAGCAAAAAACAAAGAGAAGGAAACACCAGUGGGUGGGUGCUGCAUCGGAAAACCCGCUGGAGAAGGAAAAUGUGCAACUGAAAAGCAGAAGACACUACAGGUAAAAAUGAUGAGUCUAGGAGAAGCUAUUGACUCUCUCCUGGCGUACUACAAAGGCCGUCACAAUGUGCAUCACGAAAUAAAAAAGAUCGGUUCACUUAUAAAAAAGAGGCACACCGAAGCUAUUAUGUUGAUGGAAGAGUGUGAGAAACAGCAGACAACUCCAAAAAAGAAUACGUCAAAAACCUCAGACGUUAACAAUAUUAGAAAAGAAUGUUCGGGUAUAAUUACACAAUCGGUUAAAAGGACGAGAACAAGAGUCAGUCCUAGCACGCAAGGAACUGGCAACCCGGUCGUGAACGCACUAUCGCCUGCGGCAAAAAAAAGGUGUGCAACGGCAGCGAUUCAUCAGACAAAACCAGUACAGGCACCAAUUAAAGGCCAAAAUGCCGGCUGGACGGUUGUCAAACCAAGAAAAGAAAAGAAGCCGCCUAAAUUGGUGAGGACAAGGCCUGAUGCUAUAAUCAUAUCCAAGUCUGAAAAUGCUACGUAUGCUGACAUUCUGCGUAAGGUAAAAACAUCGGACUCUCUCAAGGCUCUCGGAGAAGAUGUAAAAGCAAUCCGCAGAACAGCUAAACAGGAAUUGAUCAUAGAGCUUAAAGGAGCACCGCACGGAAAAACAUCAGAAUAUCAGACAGCGAUUGAAGAUGUUCUGAAAACCGCAGCAAAAGUGAUGGUUAAAACUCACACUGUAACAAUACAGUGCAGAGAUCUGGAUGAGGUAACCACUGCAGAAGAAUUGUGUGACGCGCUUCAUGCCCAAUGCAAUAUUAAACGUCCAGAUACAGCGGCGGUAAGAAGCCUAAGAACGGUGUACAACGGUACACAGACGGCCUUCAUUGUCCUCCCAGCCGGAGAUGCGAAAAAGGUGUUAGAGGCUCAACGUGUGCGAAUUGGAUGGGUGUCCUGCCGGGUACGAAAGGUCGAUUCUCCUAAGCGUUGCUUCAAGUGCUGGGGUUACGAUCAUGUCGCUCAAAAGUGCAAGGAGCAAAUAGACAGAUCGGGACUCUGUAGAAAAUGUGGUCAGGAAGCCCAUAAGGCACUUACUUGCAAAAAUCCUGAACAAUGUGCACUGUGCAAGGGGAACCAUGCAGCUGACAGCUACAAAUGUCCGUUAGCUAAAAAGGCGCGAAGAGAAGCCAUCCAAUGA
Messenger RNA from Anastrepha obliqua, 1356 nucleotides. RefSeq lists its product as uncharacterized. The transcript has a single exon. The record is from RefSeq and is a predicted model, not a curated record. Bases 1 to 1356 code for a protein of 451 amino acids. Gene Ontology annotation, molecular function: nucleic acid binding; zinc ion binding. NCBI's taxonomy places the organism in Eukaryota, Metazoa, Arthropoda, Insecta, Diptera, Tephritidae.